Cylas formicarius (sweet potato weevil) is the source of this 2656-nucleotide messenger RNA. It is a transcript of the gene Mccc1, whose product is annotated as methylcrotonoyl-CoA carboxylase subunit alpha, mitochondrial. Gene Ontology annotation, cellular component: mitochondrion. The transcript has 11 exons. The record is from RefSeq and is a predicted model, not a curated record. NCBI's taxonomy places the organism in Eukaryota, Metazoa, Arthropoda, Insecta, Coleoptera, Brentidae. Bases 518 to 2650 code for a protein of 710 amino acids. Gene Ontology annotation, molecular function: methylcrotonoyl-CoA carboxylase activity; metal ion binding; ATP binding.
UGUGUAAUUGUAUUUGUACUGCCACAAUACUAUACCCUAACUUCGCAAUAAGGGAUAACUAAAAAACUAAUUGCAAAUCCAAUUCGUUCCUACGUUGAACGCUUCUAUUUAUUUACUGUCUUAUGACGCCAACAAGGAGGUUUAGCGUUUUGAUUUUUUUAUUUGCUGUUUUAUAGGCUCCAUAAACUGUGACAUCCUUUAAGGAAAUGAUCUUUCGAGCUUCCACAUAAAUUUGAAACCCUAUCUUGCACUUUUAUUUAUUUUUUAGACAAGGUCGUCCACACACUUAAAACGUUUUGUAUUAGUCAUAUAUGGUCAAUAGAUACAGCAAAAAAAAAGUUAAUUUAAAAAAAAUAUAUAGCGUAUUUGUAACAAGUAUUCGAUCCCUUUAGGCUUAAGUUUGUGAAAACAACAAAGCCAUUUGAAGGUCAAGCCUUCGCAACUAGUACGAUAAGAAUUACUUAUUCGUGUUGUCAUUUGAAAAGAAAUUGAUCAUUAUCAUUCUUAAACGACGUACAUGUAUUUAGGUGCGAUGUAUCCCAAUUUUGUACCACUUAUUAGAUGUUCUAGCAAUUAUCGACGACUUUGCGAAAUAGUAAGAUGGAAGAGUACCUUAAGAAAAAUAAACAAAAUUUUAGUAGCAAAUAGGGGUGAAAUAGCGUGCAGGGUCAUGAGAACGGCGAAACGGUUGGGAGUCAAAACUGUAGCAGUCUAUAGCGAUGCUGAUGCAAAAGCUUUGCACGUUUAUAUGGCUGAUGAAGCUUUUCACAUUGGUCAGGCAGCAGCCACCAAAAGUUAUUUGCGAGGAGAUGAAAUUUUAAAAGUCGCCCGGUUGGCGAAUUGCCAGGCAAUUCAUCCAGGAUAUGGGUUUUUGUCUGAAAAUGUUGAAUUUGCGGAGGCUUGUCAAAAGCAGGGAGUUAUAUUUAUCGGUCCUCCUGCCUCAGCUAUUCGUGAUAUGGGAAUCAAAAGCACGUCGAAGUGUAUAAUGUCUCAAGCCGGAGUGCCAGUAAUCGAAGGAUACCACGGGAAUGACCAAAGCAACGAAAAUCUCGAACGAGAAGCUCUAAGGAUCGGAUUUCCCGUUAUGAUCAAAGCUGUUCGAGGCGGUGGAGGAAAAGGUAUGAGAAUAGCCGGUCGCCAAGAGGAGUUUCUAGACGCUCUGGAAUCAGCGAGAACAGAGUCCCAAAAAGCUUUUGGUGAUUCUGUCGUGCUCCUCGAAAAAUUCAUUGCCGAACCUAGACACGUAGAGGUUCAGGUAUUUGCCGAUAGUUACGGCGACGUCGUACACUUGUACGAGAGAGAUUGUUCUGUCCAGAGGAGACAUCAGAAAAUAAUCGAGGAAGCGCCUGCGCCAGGCUUGUCUUGGAAUUUAAGGAAAGAGUUGGGAGAUGCCGCCGUGCGGGCGGCCAAGGCUGUCGGUUACGUCGGUGCGGGUACCGUGGAGUUCAUUCUGGAUCGAAAUUCCCACAGUUUUCAUUUUAUGGAAAUGAAUACCAGACUGCAAGUGGAACAUCCCAUUACCGAAAUGAUUACCGGAGUCGAUUUGGUCGAAUGGCAAAUAAAGAUCGCUUCCGGCGAAAAGCUACUCUUAAAGCAGGAGGAGAUUCCGUUGAAAGGUCAUGCUUUCGAGGCUCGUAUUUACGCGGAAGAUCCUCGCGGUGGAUUUUUACCGGGCGCCGGUCCUUUAUUAUAUUUGAGUACUCCCAAACCGCAAGAUGAUGUCAGAAUUGAGACUGGUGUCAGACAAGGAGACGAGGUGUCUGUGCAUUAUGACCCGAUGAUAGCAAAGUUAGUUGUUUGGGGAAACGACCGGCUUGAAGCUUUGCUUAAAUUGAGGUCGAAGUUGGGUGAAUAUAAUAUUGCAGGCCUCGAAACAAACGUUAAUUUCCUGCUGGAUCUUUCGAAGCAUGGCGAGUUCGAAGCUGGGAGCGUCCAUACCAAUUUUAUACAGGACCAUAAUGAGUCGCUGUUCGCUGACGAGACUCCGACGAAAAUACAACUCAUACAGGGCGGUCUCGCGACAAUUUUACUCGACAAAAACCGAGAAAAAGAAAUGGCCGCCCGAAGGAACGACUCUUUUAAUCCGUUCGUAUUGGAGUCUAAUUUCCGAGUGAAUUAUGUACACGUCCGGGAUGUCAAGCUAAAAUUUAAGGGAACUGACUAUAUCGUAAAAGUAAAAAUUUUGGGAGACGAAGAAUAUUCCGUCUCAUGCGAUGACGGCAAUUCGUGGAUGGACGUUUCCGCCGAACUGGAGUUGGGCGAUAAUAAGUUUUUACUGCACUGUACGUUGGACGGUUUUAAGACCACCGUAAACGUAUUCGGAAACGAGCAAAUACUUGCACUAUUUGGAUCGGACGGCAAAACGGAGUUUUCUUAUCCGUUGCCACUGUUCAUGGUUGAGGAAGAUUCCCAGUCAUUUUCAGGUUUCGCAGACAGGGCAGUAGCGCCGAUGCCAGGGAUUUUGGAUAAAGUCCUGGUUAAAGCUGGAGACGAUGUGAAAGCGGGCGACCCUCUAUUUGUUUUGAUCGCCAUGAAGAUGGAGCACGUGGUCAAAGCCAAUAGGGACGCGAAAAUAUCCGAUAUUCUGCACAAUGUCGGGGAUAGUGUUAAUAAAGACGCGGCUAUUAUAAAAUUUGACCAGAACUUGUGAAAUAAA